Porites lobata is the source of this 841-nucleotide messenger RNA. The record is from the annotation of a GenBank genome assembly. NCBI's taxonomy places the organism in Eukaryota, Metazoa, Cnidaria, Anthozoa, Scleractinia, Poritidae.
GCAGCCAAUCGAUGGAUUGACUGGUGCAAGUGUUACUCGUUUCCUCCUUUACAGUCUAACCCAACCGCAGCUGCUCUCUACUUAACAAGUCUUUCAGACCGAGGCUUAUCUCGCUCGUCAAUCCUUGGAGCAGCUUAUGGCAUUGCAUGGCUACAUAAGAAACUUGGAUGUCCUAAUCCUGUCGACGAUCCGCUCGUUUCUCAGACCUUGGCUGGUCCAUCUAGGAAAAAGCAGCCUAUUGAAUCUCAUCACGUCAGGGCGCUGAUUCGUUCCUAUGGUCACCCUCGUGCUUCUCUACCGAACCUACAAAUGGUGUCGCUGGUUGCGCUUGGUUUUUGUGCUUUCCUACGUUGGUCAGAGCUGCAUGACUUACGUACCUGUGACUUAAGGUUUUGCGCCACCCACAUGUCUAUUUUCCUAGACAGGCGUAAGAACGAUCAAUUCCGUCAGGGAUCUGUGGUUAAAGUUGCUCGUUUACCUUCCAGCUCUUGUCCAGUGAAACUGUUAGAGUUAUUCCUUGAGCGCGGAGAGCAUCAACCAUCUCAGUCAUUAUUUUGUCUCUGCCAGAAAUUGGGUGCCGGGUACAAGCUGCGACAAGCUGCUCUGUCAUAUUCUCGGCACGGGAACAGUUUCGUCAAAUGAUUUCGAACUUGGUUUAGACUCGAACAAUUUUGGUUUACAUAGCCUUCGUUCAGGUGGUGCUUCCCAAGCAGCACGCAGCGGAGUUUCUGGGAGAGUAUGGCGUGAACAUGGUGGUUGGCGCAGUAUCCAAGCCGCAGAUGGUUAUGUCGAUGAAUCUUUGGAAAAUACCCUUGUGGUAUCUAGAAAUUUGGCUCUUUAA